Cynoglossus semilaevis (tongue sole) is the source of this 2639-nucleotide messenger RNA. RefSeq names its product prostaglandin E receptor 4 (subtype EP4) c (gene ptger4c). The record is from RefSeq and is a predicted model, not a curated record. Gene Ontology annotation, cellular component: plasma membrane. NCBI's taxonomy places the organism in Eukaryota, Metazoa, Chordata, Actinopteri, Pleuronectiformes, Cynoglossidae. The transcript is spliced from 2 exons. Gene Ontology annotation, molecular function: prostaglandin E receptor activity. The coding region runs from base 1042 to 2454 and encodes 470 amino acids. Gene Ontology annotation, biological process: cellular response to prostaglandin E stimulus; positive regulation of cytosolic calcium ion concentration; negative regulation of inflammatory response.
GUCAACAAUCACUAGGCACAGUUGGUCACUGUCGUAUCAAUUUGAUCGAUAAAUAUAGCUGACGUAAGUGCCUUUCACUGCAGCUCUUCGGCGUUUGUUGUCAUAACAGUAUGUCAACACGUCCGUAACCGAGACAUGGUUCAGAAUAUUCAAGGUCCACUUCAGUCUGGACACCACAGACGGACUGGAGAUCUUAAAAUGACAAAGUUUCCACACAACUAGAUGAUUUGAUCACUCAACGUGUUUCUAAGCUACGGUUAAUCGAUCAGCAGGUGAAGCGCAGCAGGAGCGUCGCCACUCUCCCCGCUCAUGGUGCUGAUUCUUGUCAGGGAGUUGUCCUUGGUGCUGAAGUCAAAGAUGACCGCACCUCUUCAUAUAUCUCCGGUAUAUAUAUAUAUUUAGAACAUAUUAAACUACUUUUGGUAUAUGUAUAGGUGGAAAAGUUGCACACUGAGUACACGUUACCUCCCAGUAACGAGUAACGAGUGUUUACGCAGCGUCUGCAUAUGUAACUACAACAUCAAACAAGCGGUAACAAAGGGCGAAUCCUGACAAGUAUGUUCAUAAAAAUGCAUCAUCACAUGGGUCAUAAAUGUCUCCAUAUGUGGCACCAACUUUCAGUGACUACUUCACACUCCUACAGUUGCUGUAAAAGUUGACUUUUCUGCCAAUCGACACCAGAUGUCGGUGUUUGGUUCUGUUUUGAAUGUGUUAAUGGUGUGAAUAAUGGGAAAUGUAGCGAUGUCACUGGAUUAGAAAUGUGAUCCUGGGAAACCUGUGUGGUAGUACUCACAGCCCGCACGUCACUGACCUGACAUCAGCACACAGUUUAAAACCCUGCAGCAGCAGGCAGUGCAAACACACCUUCAUCAGGGCGCACGGAGAGAGAGAGAGAGAGAGACCAACACACAACAAAGAGUUCAGCUUGGAGAGCUACUGCUGUCAAUAAGUGUACUGGAGGAUUAAAGGAGCAACGAUGUUUUAUUUCCAGUAGAGCACACUGACCCAGACACCUCUGAGCUCCAAACCACCCUUAAAAGAAUGAUCAACGACACUUUCGUUCUGUCUGAACUGGAUGUCAAUGUCUCGGAAGCUCUCAGUCCUCUCUCCCUCAGCCGCAACCAGAGCGCGCUGCGGCUCGAGUCCAAGUCUCUGGUCACUUCUGCCUCUAUGUUCGCCGUGGGAGUCCUGGGGAACCUCAUCGCCAUAGCCGUGCUGUGUAUCUCCAAGAAGGAGCAGAAGGAAACCACCUUCUACACCUUGGUGUGUGGCAUGGCCAUCACUGACCUGCUGGGCACCUGUUUCACCAGCCCCGUGGUCAUCGCCACCUACGUGGCCAGCCGCUGGCCAGGAGGAGCGCUGCUGUGCCACUUCUUCUCCUUCUCCAUGCUCUUCUUCGGCUCUGCCGGGAUGUCCAUCCUGUGCGCAAUGGCCGUGGAGCGGUACCUGGCCAUAAACCACGCGUACUUCUACUCCCAGCACAUAGACCGGACCAUGGCGCGGUUCGCGCUCUUGGUGACUUAUCUGGUCAACAUCGUUCUGUGCAUUUUGCCCAGUUUUGGCUUCGGGCAGCACGUGAGGCACUUCCCAGGAACUUGGUGCUUUCUGAACUGGAGGGCGGUGGACCCGCUGGGCGCCUGCUACUCCUUUCUGUACGGGGGCGUGAUGCUGCUGCUGAUCGCCGUGACAGUUCUGUGUAACUUGGCGGUGUGCAGGUCACUGGUGGGGAUGAACCAGAGGACGGGGAUCGUGAGGACAGAGUCCUGUGAACACGGGGGUUCGCGGCGACUGUUCCCUCGACUGCCCUCCGUCACUUCGGCGGCAGAGAUCCAGAUGUUCUGGCUGCUGAUCUUCAUGACCAUCGUGUUUCUGGUCUGCUCCAUCCCUUUGGUGGUGCGUAUCUUCGUCAACCAGCUCUACGACCCUGCCUACAUCUCUGCUGGUGGGAAACCAGAUUACAGGAGCGACCUGCUGGCGAUACGCUUCGCCUCAUUUAACCCCAUCCUGGACCCCUGGGUCUACAUUCUGUGCCGGAAAAACCUGCUCCUGAAGGGCUGUGAGAGACUGAAGAGGACGGUGACCCGGGCCAGAGAUGGGCGCAAAGACAACGCGGGCUGGGUUGGAAGCCAACACUCUCCUCCGUCCUUAAACAGCAACGACACCAGUUACGCGUCAUUACGCACGGCCAGCUGCAGGACCUAUGUGGAGCAGCAGAUACAGAUGAAAAACCAGUCGUUUACAGACUUCACCCUGAGACAAGCCUGGGAGUUGGACACAGCCCGGGUCAACUUUCACCCGUUUAGAGUGGAGUCGACCGCCAUCAUCGCCUGUGAGGAGGAAACGGCAGCGGCCGAAUCCAAAGAAGAUGAGGUUGAGGUGGAGGAGGAGGAGGAGGAGGAGGAUGGACGAGCUCCGACCUUUACAGAAAAGUGGACACUGUCGGACGUCCAUUAAAGAAAUGCCUUUAAUGGACGUUUGAUUCGAAAUGAGUCCAGCAGGGGGGGCCACAGCAACGCACUGUGAGAGAUAAACUCUCUACAAUGUAGAGACAAUAUUACUACCUGCACGCAGUCUCGUUGACGUGUGAUGUACAUGUUACGACAGGUUCACUGUGUAACGUUGGGUUCAUUUACGUUUAC